AGUAUAGACAUACUGUUGAUAUAGAAAUACAAGAUAAUUAUAGUGAUACAUGUUUUAGAUAUGAUAGAUAUACUGUAGAUAUGGUGUAUAGAUAUAGUGAAACCUAGAUACUGAAGCCAUGUUCGCUCUAUAUGCCACAGCUCUCCUCUGCUUCCUGUCUUCGAGCCAAUCAGCUCCUGCUGCUGCUCUAGGCUGUGAGGACCUCCUUAAGCCCAUGGAUCCACAACGACUAGACCAGCAGCUCUUGGGAAGAUGGGCCCUCAUCGUAGACAGUAGAGAAGACAGUCACCAUGGAGUUUACAUCUGCUACCAACACCAGAACCGGAACCGGCAUGGCGGCUGGUGCAAGUAGUGUAUAUACCCGACAGCAUCCCCAUUGUCAACGGCAACAGCACCUUCCAGUUAGACAUGAGGGGCUUUUGGAACAUCACUGGGGUCUCCCUGGAGACCUCCUGCCCAGACUUCCUGGUGAUGAGCCAAUCAGCUCCUGCUGCAGCUCUAGCCUGUGAGGACCUCCUUAAGCCCAUGGAUCCACCACGACUAGACCAGCAGCUCUUGAGGAAAUGGGCCCUCGUCGCAGGCAGCCUGAGCCACCCUGCAUCCCUGGAGAGUCUCAAGACCAGAGACGGCAUCACCAUGGAGUUUUCACCCUCCACCCCCAACACCACCCAGAACUCCAACACCACCACAACCGUCCACUACACCCAGACUAACCGUUUCGGCAGCCGAUGCGAGUCUCUAACCUACAAUAUCUCACUCAUCAACGACAACAGCACCUUCCAGUUCGACGUGGGGGGCCGAUUCAACCUCACUGGGGUCUUCCUGGAGACCUCCUGCCCAGACUGUCUGGUGAUGAAGUGGGAGGUGAGCUCCAGGAGGAGGGAGUCCACGGACCUGUACCUGCUGAGGAAGACGGAGGGUGGGAGAGAGGUGGAGGAAGAGGAGAUGGAAGAGUUCAGGAAACAGGUGGAGUGUAUGGGGCUGCCGCCGCCAGUGGUGAUGGAGCCGGGGGAUGCCCUCUGUGGUUCCUAUCAGCUCCCCUGGAAACACUGAGGACGAGGAGGAGACGACGAAGCUCGAUCAGAGAGUGGGGGCCGUGAGACCGAUGU
Molecule: messenger RNA, 1109 nt
Organism: Oncorhynchus gorbuscha (pink salmon)
Lineage: Eukaryota; Metazoa; Chordata; Actinopteri; Salmoniformes; Salmonidae
Exons: 5
Coding region: 409-1053 (214 amino acids)
Source: RefSeq, a predicted model, not a curated record